UCGAGUUCAUCCGGUCCUUGCCAUCAUCCAAACCUCCCCCUCCAUUCAGCCAGCAAAAGGCGCGAAAGGCAUCCAAGCUGUCUCUCUCGACGAUACCUCCACCCCAAGCUGACCCUUGGACCCCAUCGACCAUCAUGACCGACUCGACCACGGCCGAAGGAAGGAGGCAGGCCGACUGGGCAGAGUUCUAUAAAAACGGGCCACCAAAGGAGGUCAUUGUAAUUGAGGACGAUACACCGCCGCCGCCCUCGCUCUCCUCAUCCACAUCGUCAUCGGCCUCUGGUCAACAGGUCCCCAAUGGCCAUCCCGUUACCUCCCCACGGUACCGGAUAAUGCAGCCUCAAUUGCCCCCCGGCCAGCACUACUAUCCAGGCUCAUCGACAUCACAAACUGGUGUCUCCUCAAUACCAGUAAAUGCAGGAGGGCGUGUGACAAGGAGGACUAACAAGCGGGCGCCGUCAUCUGAUCUAGCUGCCUCAGGGUCCAAUGACAUGUCUAACCAUGUACCGAAUCAACACUACGCAUAUGCACAGGGCUCAUACGCCCCCGCCCUUCAUAAUCAACCUCACCCUGCACAGAUGUACGCGAACGCAGCAUUGGUCGCGCGACCAGACGUUGGAAACACGCCCAAUAGUGCUGUCACUGCACCCACUAGGAAAAAGCGGAAAUCCAAUGCGGAUGUCAAGUUUGUGCAGCCGCGAACAUGGCAAGAAAACCAGGCACCUUACUACCCACCAGCGCCUCAGACCCAUGCUAACGCACCAGUGGCUAACCGAGAUGCACCGGUUAAUAUACCCCCUUGGGAUGAUAAAGAAGGCCAUUACAUUGUUGUUGUCAAUGAUGAUUUUACGAACCGCUAUAAAAUUAUCAAACUGUUGGGACAAGGGACAUUUGGAAAAGUAGUCGAGUGCUACGAUAAGGAGACAGGGAGGCAUUGUGCCAUCAAGAUCAUCCGUGCUGUUCAAAAGUAUCGUGACGCGAGCAGGAUCGAAACCCGCGUGCUGACCACGUUGAAAAAGAACGAUCCUCCGAAUGCAUAUAAAUGCCUUCACCUCAAUGACUGGUUCGAUUAUCGGAACCACAUCUGCAUGGUGUUUGAUCUCUUGGGACAGUCGAUCUAUGACUGGCUCAAGGACAACGCUUUUUGUCCGUUCCCGCCUAAUCAGAUUCAGUUCUUCGCGCAGCAACUCCUAAGAAGUGUAGAAUUCCUUCACCGUCUGCGGUUAAUCCACACUGAUCUCAAACCGGAAAAUAUCCUGCUAAAGAACGGUGCAUAUAAGCAGGUGCCAUACAAGAAGUCACCAAAUAAGAUGCGGAGAGUAUUAUUAGACCCAGAAAUUCGGCUGAUUGAUUUUGGAAGUGCAACCUUCCAGGAUGAACACCAUUCGACUGUUGUCAGCACGCGGCACUAUCGCGCGCCGGAAAUCAUUCUUGGUCUUGGCUGGUCUUACCCAUGUGAUAUCUGGUCUGUUGGCUGUAUUCUGGUGGAAUUCCUUACUGGGGAAGCGCUCUUUCAGACCCACGACAAUUUGGAGCAUUUAGCCAUGAUGCAGGCUGUCCUCGGACCUAUACCUGAUAAAAUGAUUCGCUCGUGCCACAAAUCGGCCCAAAAGUACUUUGUGCAGGGACGACUGGAUUACCCUAAUGACGAGACAAAACGUGCGAGCCGGAAAUAUGUGAAGGCUCUGAAACCCCUCAAGGACUAUGUUGUACCGGCAGCCAACCGCGCCGAGAAUCUAGGCUUUGCGGCGGCACUGAAAGAUUUACUUGGUCAGCUGUUGACAUACGACCCCGAGAAACGCAUCACGGCCGCACAGGCACUGAAGCAUCCUUACUUUAGCUACAUCGUGGACGAGGCAGGACAGAUCCUCGGCAAGAGGGCCGGCGGCGAUUCCUUCCAUCCACCUAGAUGAUUUUAUUUCUAUUUUUUUUUAUUUUCUCCCCUUUUUCAUAACUUUUUUGCUUCAAAUAUCCAUUAUUAUUCAUGAUCCAUUCAUCGCUAUGUCACGUAUUUCGUUAUUUCCUCCGUAUUCUUAUUGUUUUGUUAUUGCGCGCGCAUAGUUCCAAAUACUCCCCUGGCGCUUUAAACGCAUAGAAACUACCGGCCAGGCAGACUAGUCAGACAGUUACCAUCCUC
Messenger RNA from Gamsiella multidivaricata, 2137 nucleotides. RefSeq names its product kinase-like domain-containing protein. The record is from RefSeq and is a predicted model, not a curated record. The transcript has 10 exons. Gene Ontology annotation, biological process: protein phosphorylation. Gene Ontology annotation, molecular function: ATP binding; protein kinase activity. Gene Ontology annotation, cellular component: nucleus. Bases 135 to 1913 code for a protein of 592 amino acids. Lineage: Eukaryota; Fungi; Mortierellomycota; Mortierellomycetes; Mortierellales; Mortierellaceae.